Molecule: messenger RNA, 2145 nt
Organism: Rhododendron vialii
Lineage: Eukaryota; Viridiplantae; Streptophyta; Magnoliopsida; Ericales; Ericaceae
Product: 1-aminocyclopropane-1-carboxylate oxidase homolog 1-like
Exons: 3
Coding region: 75-1190 (371 amino acids)
Source: RefSeq, a predicted model, not a curated record
ACCUCCAAACAAAACAACACAUUCUCUCUAUCUCUUCAUUACUAACACUACUAAACAACCACCAACUUCCAAAAAUGGUUGGUCAGGUCUCCAACGAGCCCAUCAACGGAACCUACAACCGGGCCAAAGAAAUCAAACAGUUCGACGACACCAAAUCCGGCGUCAAAGGCCUCGUCGACUCGGGCCCGACGAAGAUCCCGAAGUUCUUCGUCCACCCGCCGGAGACCCUGCCGACGUCGCCACGACCGGACGCAGCCGUUGGGCUCGAGCUCCCCUCGAUAGACUUCUCGGGGGCGGAGAGCGCGGGGGGCGAGAGGCGGAGGGAGGUGGUGGAGGAGAUACGGAAGGCGGCGUCGACGUGGGGGUUCUUCCGGAUGGUGAACCACGGGGUGCCGGUCGGCGCGAUGGAUGCGAUGCUGGAAGCCACUAGAAGAUUCCACGAGCAGGCGACGGAGGAGAAGAAAGGGUUGUACUCCGGUGAUGCGAGGCUGAAGGUGAGGUUUACUAGUAACGUGCCGACGCGUGAGUCGGACGUCGGUUGCUGGAGGGAUAUCCUGACUUGUGUUUUUCAAGAUGAUAGUUUGGAUCCUCAAAUUCUUCCUCCAGUUUGCAGAAAAGAGGCGCAAGAGUAUGUGAAGCACAUGAUCAAACUGAGGGAGACAAUGGCUGAGUUACUCUCAGAGGCAUUAGGGUUAACCAGUGACUACCUUUCAAAUAUCGAGUGCAUGAAAAGUGAAGCCAUGGCAUGCCUCUACUACCCAUUUUGCCCCCAGCCAAACCUCACAAUGGGCAACGCCCAACAUUCAGACACAACUUUUCUAACAGUUCUGCUCCAAGAUCAUAAAAUUGGUGGUCUCCGGAUUCGGCACCAAAAUCAAUGGGUCGACGUCCCUCCGGUCCAUGGAACCCUCAUUGCCAACAUCGGGGAUCUUAUGCAGAUAAUCUCGAACGACAAGUUCAAGAGCGUGGAGCAUAGAGUGCUGGCUCAACCAAUAGGACCCAGGCUCUCAGUUGCGUGUUUCUUCCACCCCGGCACCAAUGCGAUUUCUAAGCCAUUUGGACCCAUAAAGGAGCUUCUAUCGGAGAAGAAUCCCCCUCUUUACAGGGAAUUCCUGGUCCAUGAAUACGUUGCCUAUUACAAGCUCAAUUUUGGACUAAUUGCCUCUGCCCUUGCGGAUAAAAAAAAAUAAAAAAAUUGCCUCUGCCCUUCCUCACUAUCGACUGUGAAUUCAUUGACUCCUAUGGCUGGCUUGUGGUGUAUUUGUAUUUCCAGCUGAAUAACAAAAUAGUAUAUCAUGCUCUAUUGCUCUUCAUAAGAGCUACAAUUUGAUGGUUGUUCCAUUACCCGUGAGAUAUAAUUUCACUAUGGUUACUUGUAUAAGAGCAGUGCAGAAGUAUAAUGAAUAAAUUGAAGACGAACACGAGCGUUUUCAAAUUCUGGUUGUGUCCAUAAUUUGGCAUUCUUUCCGUAUGAAACAAUCUCGGGUUUCUUCCCUUUCAUAUUGAAAUGACCAGAACUGUAACCCGCAACAUAUAUCAUUACGCCACUACUAUACUAUUCUAGAUGAAUUUUCUCAGGGAGAGAAUGUUUAUAGAAAAGAAAAGAAAUAUUCGUAAGAAUCCAUCAAAGUAAAGACUAGUUUUAUUUAUAUCAGGGUCCAAUCUAAAAGAUACAUAUCUCUUGCACAAUACUUAGAUUUCCCCCUAGAACAGAACAACUCCACAACUUUCAUAGGCAUAACACAACUCUACAACUUUCAUAGGCAUAACAUGUCUUUAACAUCAAUAUUACUGAACGCAAGAAUACAGAACUCGGCCAGAGAAAAUGUCUCAAAACACUCGAAAGACAGGCUCAAUUGCAUGGAACACAUCCUUGUGAGUAUCCCAUGCAUGCUUCUUUCAAGGGUUGAUUUCUGUGUUCCUAUGUACCUGUAAAUCACAGCCUAAACCAAUCAAGGACUUGGCUGCCAUCAAGUCCUCGAGCCAAGUAUUUGUCAUCGUACUCACUAGGGGAGAUAGCCCUGUAUCGCGGUGGAGUGCCGUCUGCCAGAAGCUCGUUUAUCGGCCCAUAAACUUUAUAAUGGUUCUUUUCAGUUGGAAAGAGAAGACACGAACACGAUAUCCUUGGACCAACCGUUCCAGCAA